Messenger RNA from Rhizoctonia solani, 672 nucleotides. Its product is annotated as alphaherpesvirus glycoprotein E domain protein. The record is from RefSeq and is a predicted model, not a curated record. The transcript is spliced from 3 exons. NCBI's taxonomy places the organism in Eukaryota, Fungi, Basidiomycota, Agaricomycetes, Cantharellales, Ceratobasidiaceae. Bases 1 to 672 code for a protein of 223 amino acids.
AUGACCUCGAGCCAUGGUUAUUCUUCUUCAUCAAGCGGUUCGACCCCCAAAUCGACUGCAAGGUCGCAAUCGCGUGCAGGAGCGAGCACUAUUGGAACAAUAUUUCACGCCCUUACUGCUAGUACUGUGGCCUCCAGACCUGGCCGCGCAACUCGCACUCGCACUCGGACAUCUACACUGCCAACAGCAACCGGCACCAACAAACUCGAGCCAUUCCAGAACGGCACGUCUCAAUUAACCGUUGGCCUGGCGGUCGGCAUUGGUUUUCUGCUUCUUGCGAUAUUAUCUAUCCUCUUCCUGUUUUACUUGCGGCGACGACGGAGCGAUCGACAGGCAACCGAACCCACAAAUAACUCACGACAGCUUCAACAGCCCAACCUAGACGAAAAGAGGCCGUCUCGAAACGGUUGGUACUCUGGCUAUAGCUCCGUUUCCGCACCGCUAUGGACGGUAGACGAAGAAAGAGAAGACGAAGAAAGCAUAGGGGAAGGUCAUUCCAAAAGGAGCUUGUCCACAAUGAUCCCGUCGGUGCUCGGCCGAUUUACAUGGCUCUCUCCGGAAUCUAAUCGGCUAGCUGGCACCAAAAACACUGAUAUGCAGCACAGGACUGAGCGCCUCACGCAGCCACCUCCUGUAUCGCGUGGACGCCAUGAGCGUUAUUCACGGAGAUGA